GCGGUAUAGCACUAUACACACUUCAGCCAUAUUCAAGUUAGCCAUUUCCUCUGACUGACUGCGCACAGAAACAUGCAGAUCUUUUACCUGACAACUAUGUUUCUUAUAAUGGCUGUUCUCUGCAGUCAGCUAAUUUCUCUAUCAGCAGUGUCUGUUAUUUACUCACGUGAACCAGUAACAAAGACUGAGGGUCUUUCGUUGUCUCUAAAGUGCACAGUGAAGUAUAGGAUAGAGGAUUGUGACUUUGAGACCAAUUGGUGGAAAUGGAACAGAGAUGAGCCUUUGCAAAUCACGGAUCCCAACAAAUAUCUGAUCACAGUAAAUGAAACAGAAACAGAUGAGCACAGGCUAAGGGACAUUUUCCUGAGAUUCAGUUCCUUGAAUCUUCAAGACAGUGGUCGCUACCAAUGUGAUGCCAAAUGCCUCAACAGUGGGACUGCAGCAAAAGGCCAUCUCUUGGUCCUCAAUGUCACAGCUGAUCCAUACAAAGAUCUGAAGGUCUCAACAUGGAGCGGCCAGUUAAAGGCAGACGCAGCUGUGCUAGCACUCAGCACCACAUUAUUAUUAACAUGGUGUUAUUAAAUUACAUUGUGUUUUCAGUAUGGAGCAAGACAAGGUAUAAACAUAUGAAAUUCACUUUUGUUAAUCUGCUAAUGUGACCAACUGUAAUUUUCUUUUAUUCUAGACUUGGUCUUGGAUAAAAAAAAUAGUUCAUUCAAAAAUUAAAAUUCUGUCAUCAUUUAUUCACCCACAUGUCGUUCCAAACCUGUAUGAGUUGCUUUCUUGUUGUCUUAUGUUGUUGAACAUAAAAGAAGGUAUUUUGAAGAUUGCUGGAAUUUUAAAGGGGUCAUAUGAUGUUUUUUUAAAGAUCAUUAUUUUGUGUAACAGAAUAUUUUGACAUGCUUAAAUGUAAAAAAAAAACAUUAUUUGUCAAAUACCGUACAUUAUUGUAGGUCCUCUAUGCCCCGCCUCUCUCAAACGCUCUCCCUCCUUCCGACAAGCACUGCUCUGAUUGGCCAUCUGACCCAGUGUGAUGUGAUUGUCUGAACACCGCAAGCACUUGUCGUAAUGUAAAAUGUAAUGCCCCUUUCCAUAAUCGUGAGCUUCAUCAGUUCAAGCCUGAAAGGGGAACACAGUCGAGUGACAGACAGUGAUGAAACUCCUUUUGUUUGCUGUACACAAGCCAAAGCCAGUUAAGACAGCUGACUCCACUGUGUGACCCUGUCACUCACUCUCUCU
Carassius carassius (crucian carp) is the source of this 1239-nucleotide messenger RNA. RefSeq lists its product as uncharacterized. Lineage: Eukaryota; Metazoa; Chordata; Actinopteri; Cypriniformes; Cyprinidae. The coding region runs from base 73 to 582 and encodes 169 amino acids. The record is from RefSeq and is a predicted model, not a curated record. The transcript is spliced from 3 exons.